Molecule: messenger RNA, 369 nt
Organism: Penicillium verhagenii
Lineage: Eukaryota; Fungi; Ascomycota; Eurotiomycetes; Eurotiales; Aspergillaceae
Product: CHY zinc finger protein
Exons: 6
Coding region: 1-369 (122 amino acids)
Biological process (GO): protein import into mitochondrial intermembrane space
Cellular component (GO): mitochondrial intermembrane space
Molecular function (GO): zinc ion binding
Source: RefSeq, a predicted model, not a curated record
AUGUGUAAACACAUCCUCAACGCCCAGGUGUCUAUUCGCUCCGCUUGCUGCCGCAAGUGGUUCGAUUGUGCCGAAUGUCACGGAGAAACGGAGGAGCAUGCGCUGCAGAAGGCACAGGAAAUGGUGUUCGCGUGCAAAAAGUGCAAGAAGUGCUUCCGCAAGGAUGCCGCGGAAUUUGAGGAGAAUGACGAGUACUGCCCCCACUGCGAUAAUCACUUCGUCCUCGAGGCCUUGACACCGAGGGCCAACUUGCAGGUGGAGGGUGACGAUGCACGUAUGGACAGCCGAAUGCUCAAGGACGAACGGGUGCGCGCCGAUCAAGAGAAAUCGAUCUUCAACUACCGCGAUCUCUCCGAUCGCCUUGGUUAG